GAGAGGGGAAAGGAAAUCAUGUUGGUCGUUGGUGGCAAAAAAAUCAAGAGAAAAUCAAGGAUUCAAGUUUGUUUAUUGUUUAAGGCAUAACAACCAGUGAUAUUUUGGUCUUUUGAAAGCCGUUGUAAUGUUUUUAAUACGUCUACUUGCGACUCAAAUCGCUGUCUGAAGGCUGAAUACCUUUCGAAUAGAAUCGUCUGCCAAAGACCAAAAGGUUAUGUAGUUUGUUUACAUACAAUUCAAGCAGGAAAACUCUGGUAGCAUGACAGCCCCCAAGCAUUGUAAGAGACACUAAACAAGAAGUGUUCUAUCAUCUCAUAAGUCCAAUACAAUGCAAUCAUUAGCGUCGAACACAUCUCUGUGCCAUCAACAAGGGUUGCAGACAAAUAGUUGGACUGAAUUACUUCAGAAUUUUAAGAAGAUAUGUAGAAUAUGUGGAGCUCAAAAUGAUUACCUGAUAUCUAUAUUUGGUGCAGAGGGGGAAACACACAGUCUGGAUCAUAAAAUCCAUUUAUAUCUUCAGCUUCAGGUGCGGAGGGAGGAUGUCCUACCUUCACAGCUUUGCUAUGAAUGUAUGUCAUCAUUAUUAUCAUGGCAUUUACUUUAUCAGAAUUGUCAGGAGGCACAUCAUAGAUUUCAAAAAAUGUUGGAGAAAGCUGAGUUCCCUAUCAGACAGGAGUCUGUUCUUAUUUCGCCACCAAAGACAUUGGAGCGAUUUCAAAUUUCAUCUCAUGAUUAUUCCAAACUAAGCUUGCCCACAGACACACAGAACGAUAUUCACCAUGGGAUUGAUGUUACCAGCCAGCAGCAUUUUCCUAACACACCACAUAUAAAUGUAAAUCAGCUAGUCGAAGAUCAGGAAAAUAGGCUACUCUCUUAUGAAAUUAAAUCUGAUAGGCAUUUACAAUACCACAACUUACCUGAAGUAGAGACAGUGGAUCAGAAUGAAUUGGAUAGGGUAUUUGUCUCAGAAAUCCCUUCAUCCAUGCCCAUAAAUAGCAGGGUGAUAACGAACAUAUCUCAUAUUGUGUCAAAUAUUUCAAAUGAAAUUCAAUACCAGGAACAUGCUGAACUGUCUCAUACAAGCACUCACAACCUAGAGAAUGAGUCUGAUGAUGAGUAUGGAUGUAUCUCUAGCCACAAGAAAGAUUCCACUGUAAGUACACUAAGAAAGACCUCUAAACAGAACUCUUUUCUUAAAAAGAAAUCAAGCUCUUUAAGUUCAGAAAGUAGAGGAAUGCUACCUCAAUCUAAUGAUGCAUUAAGAGAUGAUGUUAUGGCUUCACAGUUUACAAAUCGUGUGUCAGCAAUCCAACUAACCACCAGUAGUGAUUCUUAUCAACAAGAAAGUACGUGUAGGUCAAAAAGUGUUCUUGUGAGGCAUGAGUCAGUUCACCCCUCUGUGCUGGUGUCUGACAAUCAAAACGCUUGUCAUAUAGCUGAAACUGAAGCAAGCACUUUCAUUGAGUCUGCCGUCAUAAGAGAACACCGUAAUAUUGGUAGUUUGAAUAAUGAAGGCAAAGGCACAAUGGUGUCUGUUGUUCGGCCAACUUGUUUAAGACGAGCUCCCACAGCUGUUGUUGUGAUUGAAAAUGUUAGUACUAAGUGUAAUAGUGAGUCAAAAGAAAUCACUGCUGAGGAUGAAGAAGAUAAACUCUAUAACAUGCAAACUUCAAGUAACAAUUGUAUUCAAGAUUCUUCAGAAUCCAAAGAUGCUUAUACAAGUUCUUGUAAUGCUACUUCAAUAAGAUGUACUGAAGGAGAAGCUAAAGGUUUAGACUUAUCUCAUAUUUGUUUCUUAUGCAAAAAAUUCAUUAGUAACCCAGUGUUGUUGCUCUCACAUGAAAAAUCUCACCUAACUGACUCUAACCCCCCAAUUACUUUUAUCUGCAAGUUUUGUUCACAUCCUCAAAACUCUCUUCAUGAGAUGCAUUUGCAUUAUACAAUACAUGAGAUAGAAAUGGGAAAACUACAAAAAAAUUAUAGCAACAGAAGGGUUUACUUAUGUAAGCAGUGUGGACUAGUUUGUGCUACCGAAGAGCGGUUGGCAGGACAUCAGCGACUACAUGCUGACAGUGUUGAAUCAUUCAGACAUGAAUGCAAAACUUGUGGAGAAACCUUUAGCACCCGAAGUAAAUUGAGUGUCCACUUGUGGACACAUGCACUGAAACCAUCUCUUAAGACUUUCAAAUGUCAUAUUUGUGGCAAGGGAUUUGGGACUAAAUCAUCUGUGAUGGAACAUCGUCUUAAACACACAGAAGAGGAGAAGUCUCGUGCGUUUAAGUGUGUAAUUUGCAGUAUGGCAUUUGGAAACAAUACACUUUUAGGGAAACAUCGCUUAACUCACACUCAAGAGGAGUUAGCAAGACCUUUCAAAUGCACAUUUUGUGGCAAGGCAUUUGCAAGGAAUCACACUCUUCAAAUUCAUUACCUCUCUCACUCCAAUCAAAAAAACCAUAUAUGUAAUCAAUGUGGAAAAGGAUUUAAAAUGAGAAACUCUUUAAUACAACACAUGAGAACACACCAGGAUCCAAGUGUGUUGCCUUCAUACCCUUGUAGUCUUUGUGGGAAAAACUUCAAGGUCAAAUCUCGACUACGAGACCAUUUACGUCUACACAGUGGAGAGAAACCAUUUGUUUGUGCAACAUGUGGAAAAUGUUUUCACAAGGUGACAGCUUUGCAUACCCAUGAAAUCAGUCAUACUGAAAGAAGAGCCUUCAUGUGUGAUGUUUGUGGAAAAGCAUUUAAGUGGAGUAAAAACCUCAGACAGCAUAAGUCAGUGCAUAUCGAUCCAAAUACAAGCACAGCCCAACCCCAGCCAAGUACUUCCAGUUCUAACAGCUCUGGUUGCAAAUUAAAAUCAAAACCAAAACAGAAGUUAUGUCAAUGCGGCCUGUGUGGGAAGGAGUUCUCCAGUAAGGCCAGUUUACGACACCAUGUACGAAGUAUUCAUGAUGAGAGGGAAAACAAAUCAAUGAAAACUACAAUAUGCUCAAUUUGUGGCAAAGAACUUUCCAAUACAGCAGGACUCAUGAGACAUAUGAAAAUAACUCAUGGAGGAGAGAAGGCAUUUAAAUGUGAUAUUUGUAGCAGAGAAUACUCUACCAAAGUUGCAAGAGAUGAUCAUCGACGGUCUCAUACUGGCGAGCGACCCUAUACAUGCAGUAUCUGUCCAAAGACAUUUUCAUCCCUUUCAAAUCUCCACAUUCACAAAGCCUCACACAGUGAAGACCGUCCACACAAAUGCUCAUACUGUAACAAGCAGUUUAAAAGACGUGCACAUCUUGUACCACAUAUACGUACGCAUACAGGAGAAAAACCAUAUGUUUGCGAUAUUUGCUCAAGGGGUUUUGCCCAGAGUAAUGACCUACAUAAGCACCGGCUAACACAUUCAAAUGAUAAGGCUUUUACAUGUUAUUGUGGACAGGCCUACCGUAUUAAAAGAGACUUGAUUCGUCAUCAAAAUAAACAUCACCCUCAUAACUUACCACCAGAGGCUCAACCACAAGUUGGUUCAGAAUCAUUGAACACUGUAGUAGAUAUAUCUCAUCAGAAACAACAAAUAAUUUUAACACCUGGACUUCCUUCCGCCUCAGCUUCAAGUUUCAAUCCCAAUCAAACAUCUGAUACUAAUGUCAUAUCAUCAUCAAUAAUUAUCUGUAAUUCAAUGAUGCAAAACAAGAGAUAGAUAGAAAUAAAUAUAAGAAU
Frankliniella occidentalis (western flower thrips) is the source of this 3708-nucleotide messenger RNA. Its product is annotated as zinc finger protein 420. Gene Ontology annotation, molecular function: RNA polymerase II cis-regulatory region sequence-specific DNA binding; zinc ion binding; DNA-binding transcription factor activity, RNA polymerase II-specific. Lineage: Eukaryota; Metazoa; Arthropoda; Insecta; Thysanoptera; Thripidae. Gene Ontology annotation, cellular component: nucleus. The record is from RefSeq and is a predicted model, not a curated record. Gene Ontology annotation, biological process: regulation of DNA-templated transcription. The coding region runs from base 332 to 3688 and encodes 1118 amino acids. The transcript is spliced from 14 exons.